Orbilia oligospora ATCC 24927 is the source of this 561-nucleotide messenger RNA. RefSeq lists its product as uncharacterized. NCBI's taxonomy places the organism in Eukaryota, Fungi, Ascomycota, Orbiliomycetes, Orbiliales, Orbiliaceae. The record is from RefSeq and is a predicted model, not a curated record. Bases 1 to 561 code for a protein of 186 amino acids. The transcript has a single exon.
AUGGACGACCAGAACGAUGUCCUGAUAACCUCAGUCCUCUACAUAAUCCUCUCCCUCGCCGGCAUCCCUCUUUUACUCUUACUCAUCUGGCUCACAUGUCAACUAUAUAAGAACCAAAUGGAACGGAUAAGAUUCCGUAACCAACUGAAACAGAUGGAAGAAGGACUCGCUGCUGCCAACGCCGCUCCCGCCCCCGAUACGACGGGGAAACAACCAGUUACAAGUAUACCCGUUUCUCAGAACGGCGACGGGGUAUUCAUGAACUCUACAACAACGAAUACUACGGAAGAGAAAUACCAGAACAACGAUAUCGAUAAUGAUAAUGAAAGUGGAAGGGAAGAGGGAAUGACAAUACAAGAUGCAUACCACCACGCCUCCGAAGAUAUGAGACGGUGGAAAGAAGCGAGGGAUUUGUUUGUAAAAAGAGGUGGACAGGCAGAUUUAGCCGAGGUACUAAGGUCUCAAAGUCGUGCUGGACGUGAAGAAGAACAGGAGGAACAAGUUCAGCAACAGACUUAUGUGAGGGAGUAUUCACCACCGCCGAGAUUACCGACUUUAUAA